Molecule: messenger RNA, 918 nt
Organism: Telopea speciosissima
Lineage: Eukaryota; Viridiplantae; Streptophyta; Magnoliopsida; Proteales; Proteaceae
Product: zinc finger protein 4-like
Exons: 1
Coding region: 100-675 (191 amino acids)
Source: RefSeq, a predicted model, not a curated record
UUAUUCCCCAUUUGAUAUACAACUUUUUAAGAACACCCACCACCAUCUCAGUAGAGGCUUUAUUUCUUCAACUUCCUUGGCUUCUUUAAUUUCAGGGUUAUGGUGAAAAUGAUAAUUCAGAGCGAAGAAGAAGAAGCAACAAAGUUGCUGGAAAACCAGAAUGAUGGCAUCGAGGAUGAUGGAGCUGAAGGUGAAGAUAACUUUGGGGAGUGGUUGAAUUUGAGCCUGGGCAGAAAUGAGCCCCAGAUGACAGAGGACUCUGAUCACUUCCCAUCAAAUCCAGUUUCCAACAGAGUCUUCUCCUGCAACUUCUGUAUGAGAAAGUUCUUCAGUUCCCAAGCAUUGGGUGGUCACCAGAAUGCACACAAGAGGGAGAGAGGUGCAGCAAGAAGGUUCCAGUCUCAGAGGGAGGUGGCAAUGAUGGGCUUGCACCUCAGUUCUCCAAUGGUCCGAUCACUAGGUGUUCGACCCCACUCACUAGUGCACAAGCCAAGCAGGGAAGAAACAAAGAUGGUGGCACGGUUCAAUGAUUCCAACAAAGGCUUCAUGGCAUGGACACCAUUCAUGCUUGAAGAGGCAAUGGACUUGAUGUGGCCAGGAAGCUUUCAUGUGGAUCCCCAACAGCCCAAGCAACCACCAGAGCUACUUAAGCUUGAUUUGAAUCUUCGACUCUAGAUCAUCCACCUUCAAUCACACAAUGAUCUGGGUUCCUACUUUUAUUUCUGGUCCACUUGUCUGAUCUUUGAGUUUGUUAAUCGAUCGACCAAAGAAGCUAGCUAACUUAAUUGGGAAUGAACCAGACAAACUGAAGCUUCAAAACACUUGCAAGAAGGGUUGUCCAUGACAAAGAGAAUUACCUACUGUUUUCAAUUAGUGUACUAGUAAACAUCAGGUGUAUUGUGCUUUCAGUUCUCAAAA